Molecule: messenger RNA, 1389 nt
Organism: Hyaloscypha bicolor E
Lineage: Eukaryota; Fungi; Ascomycota; Leotiomycetes; Helotiales; Hyaloscyphaceae
Exons: 1
Coding region: 183-1202 (339 amino acids)
Biological process (GO): regulation of DNA-templated transcription
Molecular function (GO): zinc ion binding; DNA-binding transcription factor activity, RNA polymerase II-specific
Source: RefSeq, a predicted model, not a curated record
CGCGCAUGAAUUUUUUUUUAUUCUUUCAGCCUCACGCUAAGGGAGUGAUCGCGAAUUAGCGCCAUUCGCGAAUUAUGUAUAAAUAUUUCUCUGAAUAGACUCAAGUCGGCAAAACUUCGACACGUCCUCCCACAGCCCGAUACAAGGGUCGACAUUCGGCCCGGCACGAAACCCGACAUACAAUGUGGUCGUCUACUUCAUACAAUAGCCGUGGCAUUGGUAGUGUCGGUGGCAGCAGCGGUGACGGCGGAAAUGGCGGAAAUGGCGGACGCGAUGACGGCGGUCCACCAAAGAAGCUCACCAAAGUCUCUCGUGCCUGUGACCGCUGUCACAAAGACCACCAGCCCUGCAAGAAGUCCGAUCCGAGCAACCCCCGUUCGUCUUGCCUCCGCUGCAACGGCCGAAGAUUGCCCUGCUCCUACGACCGCCGUAGUCUGCGACGAGGCCCGACUAAUCGGAACAAUGUCCUCCUCGACCUCCUGCAGCAACAAAUGAACAACGUAAUGGGUGCACUAGCUCUUGCUCCCACUCCUACUCUCGCUCCAGCUCCCGCUCCAGCUGCGUUCCCGAGCAUAGCCCCUGCCUCCAGCAGUUCACAAGGCGCAGGCACCCUCCAGCUCCCGCAAACCCAGUCCCUGGUUGACUCUCGUCUCGCUUCGGAUUCCGCAUCUCGUCCUCCUCGACUCCCAAGCAUGUCGCUGUCCUCGGCCGCUGCUCCGAAUCCAGAGAUGGCACAUCACCCUCAAUACUCCGACCAUGGUCUCGUCACCGGCUCGCCAUUCGUCGCUCCUGUCCUUCCUCAGAGUUGGGCUACAGACCCUUUCACGACUCCGACUGCGACCACUGGCAUGGCUCCGAUUGCAACUCCCCUUCCAGCUGCCACUCCAAUGCCCUCCACGGUUCCAGCUUCAACUUCAUCCGUGACUCCAUCUGCAACGCUUGCUACGACGCUGUCAGCCAUAUCUCAACGAACACCCUCCCUUCAGCUCCCACCUCUCAACAUCUUCCGCGACAUGUACUACUACUCCAGACAGCCGCAGAUCUGGCAGCAUUACGAGCAGCAAGCACAACGCAUGUCUGCACAAGAGCUGGAUGAGAUUCUGCAGGCACUGGCAACACUGGUUCGAAAUGUCCAAAAUGUGCGUAAUGCAGGGUCUGGCAAUGCGGGUAGUGAUGGUGGAACCCGUGGCGCGGGACAAUGAAGGGGUGCUGGGGCAAUCAAAGGGUACUACUGUAAUAAGUAAUGAAGGGCGGGACAGUAAAUCACGGGCGGGGCAAUGAGCUGACGGGUAGAUGAAUCAAUGACCUCACGAUGUAUGAAGUAGAACAAGAAAUGAAGCAAGCAUAACGCGUCAAACAACUUCUGAAUAUUCCUCCUCCUGUGUGAAC